Molecule: messenger RNA, 2001 nt
Organism: Salvelinus namaycush (lake trout)
Lineage: Eukaryota; Metazoa; Chordata; Actinopteri; Salmoniformes; Salmonidae
Product: heparan sulfate 2-O-sulfotransferase 1-like
Exons: 8
Coding region: 153-1229 (358 amino acids)
Cellular component (GO): membrane
Molecular function (GO): heparan sulfate 2-sulfotransferase activity
Source: RefSeq, a predicted model, not a curated record
CGGGACACAGCUCUAGAGAGGAAGAAUCGCAGACACGGAGGAACACAAGGCCGUUUCUGUUGAAACCCUUGUGUGUGUGUGUGUGGGGGGGCAUCUCAACGUCAAGACGUAUUUUCUAAACAAGGAAUGACCUGUUCUCACUGGACUGUUUGAUGGGGCUUCUAAGGAUCAUGAUGCCGCCAAAGUUUCAGCUUCUGGCGCUGUUGGCAUUCGCAGUAGCCAUGUUCUUCUUGGAGAACCAAAUCCAGAAGCUGGAGGAGUCUCGGGUGAAGCUAGAGCGGGCCAUCGCCAGGCACGAGGUGCACGAGAUCGAGGAGAGGCACACGCAGGACGGCCUGCGGGAGCGGGAGGCCCCCUCGGCGGCCGGCGGUGAGGACAUGGUGGUCAUCUACAACCGCGUCCCCAAGACGGCCAGCACCUCCUUCACCAACAUCGCCUACGACCUGUGUGGCAAGAACCGCUACCACGUGCUGCAUAUCAACACCACCAAGAACAACCCAGUCAUGUCCAUGCAGGACCAGGUGCGGUUUGUGAAGAACGUGACCGAGUGGGGGGAGAUGAAGCCGGCGUUCUACCACGGCCACGUCUCCUUCCUGGACUUUACAAAGUUUGGAGUAAAAAAGAAGCCCGUCUACAUCAAUGUGAUCCGCGACCCCAUCGAGCGCCUGGUGUCCUACUACUACUUCCUGCGUUUUGGGGACGACUACCGGCCCGGCCUGCGACGCCGGAAACAGGGGGAUAAGAAGACCUUUGAUGAGUGUGUGUCGGCGGGUGGCUCAGACUGCGCCCCGGAAAAGCUGUGGCUGCAGAUCCCUUUUUUCUGUGGUCACUACUCCGAAUGCUGGAACGUGGGCAGCCACUGGGCCCUGGAGCAGGCCAAAUAUAACCUGGUCAAUGAGUACCUGCUGGUGGGGGUGACUGAGGAGCUGGAGGACUUUGUAAUGAUGCUGGAGGCGGCGCUGCCGCGCUUCUUCAGGGGCGCCACUGAGCUCUACAAAACGGGGAAGAAAUCCCACCUGAGGAAGACAAGUGAAAAGAAGCCGCCCACCAAGGAAUCCAGCGCCAGGCUGCAGCAGUCCGCCAUCUGGAAGAUGGAAAACGAGUUCUACGAGUUUGCCCUGGAGCAGUUCCAGUUUGUCCGGGCUCACGCCGUCCGGGAGAAGGACGGGGAGCUCUACCUGCUGGCUCAGAACUUCUUCUAUGAGAAGAUCUACCCCAAAACUAACUAGCGCACAUGAAAGAUGGACCAUUCUUCUAGGCUUCAUGCCGUAGUCACACACACUGGGGAGAGGACAGAGGAGAGGAGGAAAACUAAGAUCAUCAGUGGAUCUGUGGAACUGUCUGUGUUAGACGUUGUUAGCAGUUUCUGAAUGUCGCCCGCUUCACUGACUCCUCCGCCUCCAUAGUAGCCAACAGAACCAGGAAGCUGCCUCUUCCUGGUGCGAGAGUGCCGAUAGGGCAUGUUCCCACCAGCAUCUAAGUUCCAGGACUACCUUUCUCCUUCCAGGUGAAAGUUCACAGGAGUGAUUUGCUUGACAGACACAUGGCAGGAGACGAGUCUACUUGGCACUGGCCAUGUCCUUUUACUUCUGGUCACAUGAUUUGUAUUUUCUGUCCAGAGGGCAGGUUUUUAUUGGCUUGUUCUGUUUGUUUGCAUUUUAUUUGUAUUUUCAUUCUACUUUACUAUCAUCGUCUAUGGGGACAUUGUCGUCCCAUAUUUUAUGUGUUCAAAUGAUGUAACCGUCUAAAAAUUAAAAGUUGACUACAAUGUUAUCUUGGAGUUUAUCUAUAUGAAUUGAAGACGUUUUUACAAAAUCUGAAUUCUGUGGCCUCCAUAGACUUGGGUGACUGAUACACCUUGUUCACUACUGUGGUACUACUAUUCAGUGUUUUAUACUGUACUUAUUUACUUGUAUUCAUACUCUUUGACCCAGUUGGAUUAUUGCUAGGUGGAAUGUGAAGUGUUUACACAUGAUGUAAUUAAACUAUGGAAGAAGACAA